This is a messenger RNA of Fonsecaea nubica, 1953 nucleotides long. RefSeq lists its product as hypothetical. NCBI's taxonomy places the organism in Eukaryota, Fungi, Ascomycota, Eurotiomycetes, Chaetothyriales, Herpotrichiellaceae. Gene Ontology annotation, molecular function: long-chain fatty acid-CoA ligase activity; long-chain fatty acid transmembrane transporter activity. The transcript is spliced from 2 exons. Bases 1 to 1953 code for a protein of 650 amino acids. The record is from RefSeq and is a predicted model, not a curated record.
AUGGCCCUCGCUCUGCCAGCAUCUACCGCCGCCCUUGUCGCACCGACUGCUUUGGCCGGACUAGCUUACCUCAAUGCUCGCUGGCGAGUCUCGGUCGACUUGGAGCUCAUCCUGAGUCUAGUUGCUUCUCAGCGAGCCUUUGCGAAAAGAGAGGCCGCGGAUCGUGUCAGUUCCUUCUACCUCCUCGAGGAGCAUGCGCAUAAACCAAAGGUUGCGGACAAGGUCUUUAUCAUCUACCAGGGAAAGAGAUGGACCUUCAAACAGACAUACGACAUGGUGCUACGCUAUGCGGGAUACCUGCACACCACUCAUUCCAUCCUGCCAGGGGAGAUCGUUGCCCUGGACUUUAUGAACUCCCCUCAAUUCCUCUUCCUGACCAUGGCUUUGUGGUCUUUGGGCGCCAUACCGGCCUUUAUCAACUACAACCUGACCUCCGCCUCGUUUGUACACAGCGUCAAAACAUCCUCUGCAAGACUUUUGAUUGUUGAUCCUGAGGUCGCCCCCAAGGUCCUGACCGAGGAGGCAAAAACCAGCUUCUCCGCCCCCAAUUUUCGCAACAACUCUUUCCCUCUGGAGGUGGUGGUUUUGACAUCCGGCCUUCAAUCGUCGCUGGAGUACUUUCCUCCCCAUCGUGCACCCGACACUGCUCGGUCUGGCGUGGUCGGUCGUGGCCCAUGUGCCCUGAUUUCGACGUCGGGAACGACUGGCCUCCCAAAGGCUGCAAUCGUGUCGUGGGAGCGCACCGCCGUGGGCUCCGGUCUCGUUGCACGUUGGCUAAAUCUUCAUCCCGUCACAUCAUCUAACCCGGACAGGUACUACACUUCCAUGCCGCUGUAUCACGCGUCCGCCUUUCAAUUAGGCUUCCACUGCUGUCUCAUCCGAGCGUGUACAUUGGUGAUAGGUCGGAAAUUCUCUGCUUCAAACUUUUGGGACGAGGUGGCUGCGGCUGACGCCACGGCAAUACAAUAUGUCGGAGAAACCCUGCGGUACCUCCUUGCCGUGCCACCCAAGCCAGAUGACCGCACAAAACACAGAGUGCGUCUCGCGUUCGGUAACGGCCUUCGGCCAGAUGUAUGGGACAAGUUCCGUGCACGGUUCGGCAUUGAGACAGUGGCCGAGUUCUACGGCGCCACUGAAUCUGCAGGAGCGAGCUUCAAUCUUUCACGCAACACUUUCUCGUCGGGCGCCAUCGGCCAAGCUGGUCUCCUGGGCAAUCUGCUCAUGAAGUUGAGGCAGACCAUUGUAAAAGUGGACUGGGAAACAGAAGCACCUUACCGAGACCCAAAGACAGGGCUUUGCAUUCCCGUACCUCGGGAUGAACCAGGCGAACUCCUCUACAAGGUCGACGCGGCAGACAUUGGUGCCAAGUACCAGGGGUAUUUUGGCAACAAGAAGGCCAGUGACACGAAGAUCUUGAGAGACGUGCUGAAGAAGGGAGAUGCUUGGUUCCGUUCGGGAGACGUGAUCAAACUCGACAAAGAGGGACGCACCUGGUUUAUGGACCGAAUAGGCGAUACAUUCCGCUGGCGUAGUGAGAAUGUAUCAACCGCCGAAGUCGCCCAAGUCCUAGGUGAACACCCACAUGUUCUUGAAGCCAAUGUUUACGGGGUGGAAAUUCCGCAUCAUGAGGGCCGUGCCGGGUGUGCAGCCGUCUUGCUCAGAGACGUUGACUCCAACACGACACCCAUCCCGGACGCACUCCUCGAAAGCCUGGCCACCUACGCGAGGAACAGCUUGCCCAAAUAUGCGGUACCCGUGUUCCUUCGAGUAGUGACACAGGUCAUGGCGACGGGGAACAAUAAACAGCAAAAACAUGUGCUCAGACAGGAAGGCGUAGAUCCUGACAAAGUCGGCCACAACAGGGUGUUCUUUUUGAGGCCCGACAGUCAGAGAUAUGAACCUUUUGGAAGAAAAGAAUGGGAAAAUGUCAAGGGUGGCAAGGUGAAAUUGUGA